Molecule: messenger RNA, 1635 nt
Organism: Carya illinoinensis
Lineage: Eukaryota; Viridiplantae; Streptophyta; Magnoliopsida; Fagales; Juglandaceae
Product: probable jasmonic acid carboxyl methyltransferase 2
Exons: 4
Coding region: 205-1338 (377 amino acids)
Biological process (GO): methylation
Molecular function (GO): S-adenosylmethionine-dependent methyltransferase activity
Source: RefSeq, a predicted model, not a curated record
CGGUGGCCUAAGCAUUUCCCUAGGACAUGGACCUUUCCUGUUGGAUUGAUCUUGAAGCAAGAGAGAGGAGAAAAAAGAGAGAACCAGAAAAAGUUGGACCGAUUGAUGAGCCUUCUCUAUUUGCUAGACAGGAAGAAGUCAUUAUUUGUCCAAAAAACUUAAAUUUAUAUUCGAUCUAAGGGAAUCAAUCCACACAGACUAAAGAUGGAAGUGAAUCAAAUUCUCUACAUGAAUGGAGGAGAUGGAGAAACAAGCUAUGCCAAUAACUCCUUAAUUCAGAAAGGGGUGAUGCUCAAGGCAAAGCCAAUCUUAGAAGAAAGCAUAGUACGGCUCUCUCUAAGCAGCAACUUCCCCGAGUGUGUAAAACUGGCAGAUUUUGGAUGUUCAUCAGGACCCAACACGCUGUUGUUGGCUUGGGAGAUCAUGGACAUCAUCCAUGCAACAUGCCAACGGGUUAAUCGCAAGGCACCCAUGUUCCAAGUGUUUCUUAAUGAUCUUCCAGGAAAUGAUUUCAAUACCAUUUUCAGGACUUUGCCGAGUUUUUAUGAGAAACUAAAGAAAGAGAAGGGAAGUGAGUUUGAGCGCGCUUGUUUCAUCGCAGGAAUGCCUGGAACUUUCUAUGGGAGGCUCUUUCCCGACUGUUUUCUUCAUUUUGUUCACUCUUCUUACAGUCUUCAUUGGCGUUCCCAGGUCCCUGAAGGGCUUGUAGGGGAAUCAGGGGUUCCAUUAAACAAGGGUAAUAUUCACAUAGCAAAGACAAGCCCCCAUAAUGUGCUUAAAGCCUACUCGGAUCUUUUUGAGAAAGACUUCACAUUAUUUUUAAGAUCACGUUCGCAAGAGAUGGUUCCUGGCGGUCACAUGGUCCUUGUGGUGAUGGGUAGUACCGGGAAAGCUGAUUCUUCUAGCAACCAAAGCUGCUCCAUCUGGGAGUUAUUAGGAAUCACUCUAAAUGACAUGGUCCUAGAGGGAAAAGUUGACGAGGCAAAAUUGGACAGUUUCAAUCUGCCAUAUUAUGCACCUACUAUAGAGGAAGCUAAGGCCGUGAUCCAAACAGAAGGAACCUUCAACAUUCAUCGAUUUGAAACAUUUGAAGUGGACUGGGAUUGUAACAUCGAUGAUGACAUGAGUAACAAAGGGUAUAGUUUUGGAAAACCCGGUAGAGGGAAGUAUGUGGCCAUGAGUAUAAGGGUGGUUACAGAAUCGAUGCUGGUGGGUCAUUUUGGAAAAGAGAUCAUGGAUGAUUUGUUUGAAAGAUUUUCCAGUAAGAUAGAAGAAUAUUUGGAGGUUGAGGAAGGCAAGCACAUGAAUUUGAUCAUUUCCAUGACGAAGAAUGGUUAAUAAUUAUGAGCAGUACUUCUCAAAGGAGCUUUUUUUCCCCAACAGUAGGAUUAAUUCUGUAUUAUUAUAUAUAUCCCAUGCAUUGAUCACGAAAACAAUUCAGGUUUUGCGUGUCCAUAGUCUGAAUAAAUAAGGGAAGAAAUUCCUAUGUAUAUAUGUACUGGUAUUGUGGACUGUGGAGACCAGUCCGUCCUUGUACGCGGAUUCGAUUAUCAUUCCCUCUAUAUAUAUAUCACCAGCUUCAUUCUGAUCUAUAUGGACAGUUGGGCACUGCGUGCCAAGUGAAGUGAACUCUCA